CCGCCCCACGGUGCCCCCUGGCGGGGACGGGAUACGCCGUCCUCCCCUCACGCCGCCAUUUGACAUCGUUCGGAGCCGGUCCGGGCGCACUCCCGGCGCGGCCGGAGUCCCGGGCAUGAAAAUGAGCUGCACCAUUGAGAAGGCGCUGGCGGACGCGAAGGCGCUGGUAGAGCGGCUGAGGGAACAUGACAGUGCAGCUGAGGCGCUCAUCAAACAGACCACGGCGCUCAACAGGCGGGUGGAAGCCAUGAAACAGUACCAGGAAGAAAUCCAAGAGCUCAAUGAAGUAGCAAGACAUCGACCUCGUUCUACUCUAGUGAUGGGUAUCCAGCAGGAAAACAGACAGAUUAGGGAAUUGCAACAGGAAAACAAAGAACUGCGCACAUCUCUCGAAGAGCACCAGUCAGCUCUGGAACUCAUCAUGAGCAAGUACAGAGAACAGAUGUUUAGGUUGCUUAUGGCGAGCAAAAAGGAUGAUCCAAGUAUAAUAAUGAAGUUAAAAGAGCAACAUUCCAAGGAGUUGCAAGUGCACGUGGACCAAAUUACAGAGAUGGCAGCAGUGAUGAGAAAAGCCAUUGAGGUGGAUGAAAGGCACAGCUGCAAGGAGCAGGAGCGCAUCACCCAGCUCGAGCAAGAAAACAAAGGCUUGAGAGAAAUUCUUCAAAUCACUAGAGAAUCAUUUCUGAACCUCAAGAAAGAUGAUGCAUCAGAGAGCACGUCCCUGUCAGGAUUAGUAACAAGCAGUGAUCUGAGCCUGAGGAAAAGCUAAGGACUUUGGGAAUCACCAAGCUUCAGUUGCACACUUAAACCAAUGGAGCAUCAGGGGGCACUGGUCAAGCACUUAUUACUGAAUAGGGCACCAGCAAGAGAAUACAUGCAACGCCAGCUCAGUGGCUUUUAUACUGUGUAACAUAAAUUCAGCUGGUGUUCUGCAAUACCCUCAGUGACAGAUUGAUUGCCAUAGGUCUAACCUCAGUAGGAAAUGGAUUCAUGCACUUGCUGAAUUGCAAAUUCUUUUUAUAUGAACUUGUUUUACAGAUAAAAUGUGAGAUUUCAAGUAAUUUGUAUAAAUUUAUAUAAAUUAUAUAUAAUUUAUAUAAAUUAUACAAAGUUCAGUGCAACUGUUAGAUAAUGAAGGUAAGAUUUCAAGUCUGAUCUCUGCCUUAGAAAGUAGUAACUUAUAUGUUCUGUGCAUAAUCCACAUAGCAUUUUUUCCUUUUGUUUUGGUUUUAAUAACUUCUCUUUUUGCAACAAACCUCUGAUUGGAGAGGCACACAGGCAGCCUAAAAUUUAAGGAUUUCUGUCAUUUAACCUUGGGGUCUCUCUUUAAAAUACAAGGCCAGUUUUUAAACGUAAGGAACACUGUCAAUCAAUAGUUUGGAGUUUUUAAAUGAAACAAGAUUCUUUCAAAUAUGUGCACUGAAUUGGAUUGUGAGAACAUGGGAAGAGCUGUUCCCGCCCUUGUUGUUCUCAGGAACACAGUUAGCAAUACAAUUCCGCCUCAGCUUUUACCUUUAAGAGGGGAAAUCCAGCCCAGUUCUCUGUCAGUAAGAAGCCACACGAAUCCCAUGUCUUUCUUCUCCAGUUGCCUGCCCAAACUUCCUGAGUGAGGAAUGGCAACUGGAAAGCGCAAAAGCAGUGGCAGCAGAAAGGGAUUUGAUUUCUAGCCAUAGCAACACAGAAGGAACUAAGCAUCCAACACUUCCAAGCAUGCCAACUUCAAUACAGCUUCCUGUGCCCCAGCACAGCUUCCCUGAGCUCAAGUUAAAUGUUCCAUAGGCCUAAGGGGGAGCUUUCAGUAGCACUGAAUUGACUUAGGAGCAGCUCAGUACCUUUGUUCUCUCUGUUGCUGCUCCUUCCCAUAGUGCUUUUAAGAGGAAAUAAGUGAGAAAGGAGUAUUAGCAGGCAAUAAAUGCUGGUUUUCAGUGAACUAAUACACAUGCUGAUAGAACAGGUAAAUCAGGUCUCCACAUUCUUACAGUCUGCUUUAGAAAUGGAGAAGCUCCUGCUUCUCUACAGAGCACCUUGGCUUCUUGCUAGGCUUAGUAACACACUGAGGACAUUGACAUGCAUGGAAAAAAGUUAUGGCCAUUUCCAGACUUGUGAAACAGCCAUGGGGAAAUUCUUGGGGAACAUGUUAGCUCAAGCACAAAAUAUUCUUGUCUGCUUUUAUAUUAUCUGUAAAGCUUUGCUGGUGCUUCUCUAAUCUAGGUUUUGCAUUUCUGCCAUGGCUUGCAAGCUGCUGACUUACCAGAAGCAACAUCUUUUUUUCACUGAAGUGUUCUGUUGUUGCAAACUUACAAGGAAUUUUGGGUUCAGUUGUUGACGUUCUUGUUUCUAGAAGCAUCUUUUCAGCCACGCACUGGUGUCAGGAGGCAUUUCUAUCAAUUUCAUACUGAAUUCAGCUUCAUGGCUGACUUCUGGUUUGGCUCCCGAAUACAGAAAAGGGUUGUUGGUCUGUGGCAGUACUUAGAGGUUGCUCUAUUAUGAAAUAGUGCUUGAUUAGUGUUUAUUUUUGUAAAUCAAAAAAAAAAAGUGACUUAAUUUAUCUACUCAUAGUCUUCACGUUUGAUACGUCUCCCCUUUCAUUUCCCUACCCUGAUCACUUUAGGAUUUUAAGAGCUUUACAGUGUGUGGAAUGACUAUUUUUCAUUGCAUACCUGUUAUUUUUGUAAUGCAGAUGGCUUGAAAAGGAUUUAUGGCUAGAAUUGUGUACUGUACAGUAAACUUAUUUUAUCAAUAAAGUUGACUGAAAACA
Messenger RNA from Passer montanus (Eurasian tree sparrow), 2758 nucleotides. RefSeq names its product FGFR1 oncogene partner 2 (gene FGFR1OP2). NCBI's taxonomy places the organism in Eukaryota, Metazoa, Chordata, Aves, Passeriformes, Passeridae. The coding region runs from base 116 to 769 and encodes 217 amino acids. The transcript is spliced from 6 exons. The record is from RefSeq and is a predicted model, not a curated record. Gene Ontology annotation, biological process: response to wounding.